Pygocentrus nattereri (red-bellied piranha) is the source of this 2948-nucleotide messenger RNA. RefSeq names its product synaptotagmin VIIb (gene syt7b). NCBI's taxonomy places the organism in Eukaryota, Metazoa, Chordata, Actinopteri, Characiformes, Serrasalmidae. The record is from RefSeq and is a predicted model, not a curated record. Gene Ontology annotation, biological process: regulation of dopamine secretion; calcium-ion regulated exocytosis; cellular response to calcium ion. Gene Ontology annotation, molecular function: clathrin binding; calcium ion binding; phosphatidylserine binding. The transcript is spliced from 13 exons. Gene Ontology annotation, cellular component: synapse; axon; membrane. Bases 192 to 2159 code for a protein of 655 amino acids.
GACUACCUGACAGUGGAGCACGCUGUGUGCGCGCGGCGCGUGUCUAUGGUCGCUCCUCCACCAAAAAAGACGAGAAUUUAAUUUUUUGUGUUUUUUCUUUUCUUUUUCUUUUUUUUUCUUUCUUUCUCCGUUUCCCGGGCGCGAGGAUACGGAAGGACAGUUAAAUCUCCUCGAGCCAGCAGCAGGCAGCCAUGCACCUGAACCGCGACGACGAGGACAGCAAAGGUUCUCUGUCCCUGAGCGUCUUCCUGGUGUCGGUCAGUCUAACGGUGUGUGUCGUGUGGCUCGUGGCACUGUGUGGGGUCUGUGGAUGGUGCCAGCGCAGACUGGGUAAGAGGAAUAAGCCGGGAGUGGACUCAGCAGGUUCUCCAGACUCAGUAUCAGUUCGAGGUCGGGGAGAGAAUAAAGCCAUCAAUGAUCUAGACAGAGACUUUUGGAAUAAUAAUGACAGCAGUAAUGUUCAGCAGCGGUGGAGCUCAUACCCGCCCAAAGAGUUUCUUCUAAACAUGUCCCCCUACGCCCCAUACGGAGACCCCCGCCUUACGCCCAAUGGCACGCUGGAGAAGGGGGAGGCGGGUGGUGGGGCAGGGGGCGGUCCGAGUCGCAGUGACAGCGCCAGGAGCAUAGGGGCAGGCAGCAGCAAGGCCGGGAAAUGGCACACCGUCCAGAGCCACUUGCACUCCGGCAACUUGAGGCCCAGCAAUUUUGGGGACACAUCCCUGUCCACCACUUCCACCUUGGAGCACAUCCCGUCCUCGGCCGCUCGCCCCAGGCCCCUGGUCAGGCAGCAGAGCCUCCAGCAGCCCCUAACCCACCAGCCCCCGCCAGGGCCCAACGACCCCCCAGCCACCUCCCAGAGCCUGGGCCAGUUGCACACAGGGCCCGGGGGUGGGGGCCACCGGGGGGGCCCGCGGGGGGUGCGUGGCAGUGGCAGCCCGGCUGGGGCGGGGGCGUCACGCUACAGGACGGGCGGAGGGGCACGAUCGCGCUCAAACCCGGGCAGCUGGGACCACAUGCUGGGGCAGAUCCGUAACAGAGGGAUGGACGUCAAAUCUUUCCUGGAGGGGAAGAUGGUGGUGCUGUCACUAGCGAUCGGAUUGGCUGAACAGGACGACUUUGCCGACUUGCCAGACCUGCAGGAGAAACCGGCCAAUCAAGAAACUCCACCUGCUGACAAGAGGGUGGUUGGGAAUAAACCCAGCAGCAGCCCCAAAGGCCAGACUCCAGACGAGAGCCGCCGGACAGACGCCAACUCCUCUGUGUCCGACCUAGCCAACUCCGUCACCAGCGACAUGCUGAUGUUAUCUCCUGGUUCUGAAGAGGAGGAGCAUGAAGGCCAGAUAUGUGAGAAGCUUGGACGUGUCCAGUUCAGCGUGGGCUACAGCUUUCAGGACUCCACUCUCACCGUGAAAAUACUCAAAGGUCAGGACCUUCCGGCCAAAGAUUUCUCCGGAACCUCGGAUCCUUUCGUCAAAAUCUACCUAUUACCAGACAAGAAGCACAAACUGGAGACCAAGGUCAAACGGAAGAACCUCAACCCUCACUGGAACGAAACCUUCUUGUUUGAAGGUUUCCCAUAUGAGAAGGUAGUGCAGCGGACACUGUACCUGCAGGUGCUGGAUUAUGACCGUUUCAGCAGAAAUGACCCGAUAGGAGAGGUCUCCAUCCCGUUAAACAAAAUCGACCUGGCUCACAUGCAGACCUUCUGGAAGGAACUUAAGCCGUGCAGCGACGGCAGCGGGAGUCGAGGUGACCUGCUGGUGUCUCUGUGUUAUAAUCCCACGGCUAACAUCAUCACUGUGAACAUCAUAAAGGCACGCAAUCUCAAAGCCAUGGACAUCGGCGGCACCUCAGACCCUUAUGUGAAAGUGUGGCUGAUGCACAAAGACAAGCGUGUGGAGAAGAAGAAGACUGUGGUGAUGAAGAGGUGCCUGAACCCCGUGUUUAACGAGUCCUUUCCCUUCGACGUCCCUGCUCACGUCCUCCGGGAAACCACCAUUGUCAUCACAGUCAUGGACAAGGACAGACUGAGCCGCAAUGAUGUCAUAGGCAAGAUCUAUCUCUCAUGGAAGAGUGGCCCGGCGGAGGUAAAACACUGGAAGGAUAUGAUUGGCCAUCCUCGCACUACUGUCGCCCAAUGGCACGCCCUCAAGGCUUAAAGGCCCCGCCCCCAGUCCGGUCCCCAAGAGGAGAAACCACACCUUCAGACCCCUGUUUAUAUGCACAAGAUUGAACACGGGUAUCAAAAGCCAUCCAACACUUUCUCUCUUUCUCUCUCUCUUUCUCUAUAAGCUCCACAGAGGGGCUGUGGAGAUCCCCGUUUAGUUUCUUUGCCCACUUUUAUCUUCCUGCUCCCAGACCCUACUUUUCUUCUUUUCACCAAAAAGAGGCUGAGCACUGCCAAGAUUUUCAAAAGAUCCUAUGUUGUUCAGAGGAAAACAGGCUUGUCUUCCUUGAGAUUAAUCUCGACUGCUUAACUGUUCCAGGAACAGUUUGACGACCAAACAGGGUGACCGCCACUAUAUCAAACUUCCAACAUGGUUAAAACCAGAAAACGGCUGGAAAGAAAAAAAAAACCCCAAAAACCACAACUGCCCCUCUACUGCCAUGUUUCAUGUAUUUCUAUCUUUUUCUUCACUUUUUGCCCUUUUACUUCUCAAAAACCUUCAGAGAACAUCCAGAAGGAUCCGUUCGCAGUGCAAUACGUGAUGGAGGGAGAGACGAACUUCUUAUCGUAAACCUUUUUCGUCAUCUCUCGCUGUUUUUUUUCCCGGCACAAAGUGUAGAAACCCCUCUUUGCUGGAACCCAAGCCCCCCUCGCCUCCCCCCUUGUCUGUAUGUACCGUGGGUGCCGUGAUGUGACAAAAAAAAGUUAUUGUUCCAAACAAAAAAAAAAAAAAAGUAGAAAAAAGACUCACCUUAUCUGACUGGAUCAGUUUAACGGUUUA